Molecule: messenger RNA, 1366 nt
Organism: Fragaria vesca subsp. vesca
Lineage: Eukaryota; Viridiplantae; Streptophyta; Magnoliopsida; Rosales; Rosaceae
Product: mitochondrial thiamine pyrophosphate carrier-like
Exons: 7
Coding region: 186-1178 (330 amino acids)
Biological process (GO): thiamine pyrophosphate transmembrane transport
Cellular component (GO): mitochondrial inner membrane
Molecular function (GO): thiamine transmembrane transporter activity
Source: RefSeq, a predicted model, not a curated record
CUCCUCUCUCCCACCUUCUCCUCUCCUAAAACUUUCCCCUUUCUCUGCAAACCUAAAUCCCUCCCCCUCUCUCCCUCCCUCAGAUUUCGUCACUGAUUACGUCAAUUUCUGAUACCCUAUUUCAAUUCCGAAUGCGGCCAAUUUCAUAGCGCCGAUACCCUAAGCUGUUUUCGCCGGUGGGGGUAAUGGAAGAGCCCGGCCAGCUCAAGCGGGCCGUCAUUGACGCCACGGCGGGCUUAAUCGCCGGCGGGAUUUCCCGGACAGUCACGUCGCCGCUCGACGUCAUCAAGAUUCGAUUCCAGGUUCAGCUGGAGCCUACAUCUUCAUGGGCUUUGGUUCGCCGGAAUUUGACCGAGCCGUCAAAGUAUACCGGGAUGUUUCAAGCUACUAGGGAUAUUUUCAGAGAGGAAGGCUUACCGGGUUUCUGGCGAGGCAAUGUUCCAGCUCUACUUAUGGUUAUGCCAUAUACUGCGAUACAGUUCACUGUACUACAUAAAUUGAAAACAUUUGCGGCUGGUUCUUCCAAGUCAGAGGAUCAUGUUCAUUUGAGUCCUUAUUUGUCCUACAUCAGUGGAGCAUUAGCAGGUUGUGCAGCCACUGUCGGAUCAUACCCGUUUGAUCUUCUAAGAACCUUGCUAGCUUCACAGGGGGAACCUAAGGUGUAUCCAACUAUGAGGUCUGCAUUUGUAGAAAUAGUUAAAACUCGUGGGUUUCGAGGAUUAUAUGCUGGAUUGUCACCAACACUGGUUGAGAUUGUUCCUUAUGCGGGCUUGCAAUUUGGUACCUAUGACACAUUUAAGCGCUGGACCAUGAUGUUGAACCAGUUUAGAUCAUCAAGUGAAGACUUAUACGGUACAGAGAAUAGUCUCACAAGCUUUCAGCUUUUCCUUUGUGGUCUGGCUGCCGGGACAUGUGCCAAACUUGUCUGUCAUCCACUUGAUGUGGUCAAGAAAAGAUUCCAGAUUGAAGGACUACAGAGGCACCCAAGAUAUGGAGCUCGAGUAGAGCACCGUGCCUACAGCAAUAUGGUUGAUGCCCUGCGACGAAUAGUGCAGAAAGAAGGCUGGGCUGGUCUUUAUAAGGGAAUAGUUCCAUCAACCGUCAAAGCUGCUCCUGCUGGUGCGGUGACAUUUGUGGCUUAUGAAUAUACAUCAGACUGGUUAGAGUCUAGAUUAUAACUUGAAUCUAACCAUUCUACUCUUUGAAAAGUUAAUUUUGGAUCAUGCGAUUCUUUUGUCAUCUUUGGUCAUUGGAUAUGUUACAAGACGAGACCCUACCUUGAAGGAAAGGAAAAGGGCAAACUUAUACAGGCUCUCUAAGAUUAAGCAGAUAGCAAUGUGGUCGAGAUGUAAACCAUCUUAAUUUU